This is a messenger RNA of Dermochelys coriacea (leatherback sea turtle), 1955 nucleotides long. It is a transcript of the gene PUS1, whose product is annotated as pseudouridine synthase 1. Gene Ontology annotation, cellular component: nucleus. Bases 279 to 1478 code for a protein of 399 amino acids. The record is from RefSeq and is a predicted model, not a curated record. Gene Ontology annotation, biological process: tRNA pseudouridine synthesis; mRNA pseudouridine synthesis. Gene Ontology annotation, molecular function: pseudouridine synthase activity; RNA binding. Lineage: Eukaryota; Metazoa; Chordata; Testudines; Dermochelyidae. The transcript has 6 exons.
CGCCGCGAAGGGAAGGGAAGAGUGUCCCGAGCCGGCGCCCGUAGGGGAUCCCGGCCUCGGGGCGCGGGGCGGUUCCUGUGCCCACGUGGUGCCGGCCGCCGAGCCCCAGCCCUGCGGGAGCCGCUUUCUCCAAUUCACAACCAAAAAUACUAAACUGCGGCCCAAGUGCUGGGUUUGAGCCAUUCGCUCUUUGUUUUUUCCACUGAUGGAGAUGCCAUUUUGUUGUUCCACUACUUGCUGAAGCCUGCUUCCUGCUCUGUCACUUUCAGUGGUUUGCAAUGGCUGGGGAUAUGAGAGCAACGGCUGCCAGUCAGGCAAAAAGAUUUAAGAGCAGCAGUGAGGAGACAGAAAACCAAGAGGAAAAUGGACACCAAGACAAAAGGUUCAAGAGAAGCCAAAAGGAUGUGGAGGAUCAGAAUAAAAAAUUUCCCAAAAGGAAGAUUGUUCUGUUGAUGGCAUAUUCUGGGAAAGGCUACCAUGGGAUGCAACGAAACGUGGGGUCCUCGCAGUUCAAGACGAUCGAGGAUGACUUAGUAUCUGCCCUCGUUCGGUCAGGGUGCAUCCCAGAAAACCACGGUGAUGAUAUGAAAAAAAUGUCCUUUCAGAGGUGUGCGCGAACAGACAAGGGCGUGUCUGCCGCUGGACAGAUUGUGUCACUGAAGAUCUGGCUGAUAGAUGACGUUUUAGAAAAGAUCAAUAACUGUCUUCCUUCUCAUAUCAGAAUUCUGGGACUGAAAAGAGUAACCGGGGGAUUCAGCUCCAAGAACAAGUGUGAUGCCAGAACCUACUUCUACAUGCUACCAACAUUUGCCUUUGCCCAUAAAGACCGUGAUAUCCAAGACAAAACUUACCGUCUGAACAAAGAGACUCUUGAGAAAGUCAACAAGCUUCUUGCUUGCUACAAAGGGACCCAUAACUUCCACAACUUCACUUCUCAGAAGGGACCCAAAGACCCCAGUGCCAAACGGUACAUCAUGGAGAUAUAUUGCGAAGAGCCCUUUGUGAAGGAGGGCAUGGAAUUUGCUGUGAUAAAGGUGAAAGGACAGAGUUUUAUGAUGCACCAAAUAAGGAAGAUGAUUGGUUUGGUGAUAGCUGUAGUGAAAGGCUAUGCACUGGAGUCCAUCAUGGAGCGCAGCUGGGGAGAGGAAAAGGUGGAUGUCCCCAAAGCUCCAGGGCUUGGGCUGGUCUUGGAAAAGGUGCACUUUGAAAAGUACAAUAGACGCUUUGGAAAUGAUGGUUUACAUGAGCCACUGGAAUGGACAGAGGAGGAGGAGAAGAUCGCUGUUUUCAAAGAGCAACAUAUCUAUCCCACUAUUAUCAACACUGAAAGGGAGGAGCAAUCCAUGGUGAACUGGCUGAGCACGCUCUCCAUCCAUGACUUCAGUGCUACUUCUUCAGGGGUACAAGUCAAUGACAGAAACUCAAAGAGCAACGAUCUUGAAGGCAGUGAUGGUGGUUGUGACGAUGACUCUGACUGACUCAGUAAAUAGCAGGAGCUGGGAUCUUUGCUGCUUGUGAUUUCAGUUUGGGUAGAACUAAGUGGCCUUUCUAAAUCCAGCAAUCCAGUAAAGCAGAGGUUUUCCUGCAUGCUGAAAACGAGUCGUCACAGACGACCAAAAGGAACUGGGGGAGGGAAGAAUAAUGCAGCAGUGACCCUGAAAGUGACUGUGCACACCACUAACUGAUGCAUUGGAAUGUGGAAUACUUGAAAACUAAAAUAACAAAAAAUGUACUUUAUAAAGGAAUCUUAUUGUGCAGGAAUUGUUUUCAUUAUGUAAUUUGAAUUAGGUUUUUAUUACUGUAAAAGUGCUUGUAUGAAACAUACAGUUAUUUAAACAUAUGUAAUCUCUACAUAAGGCAAGUGCAAAACAUUUUAAAAUAGAUUUUUUUUUCUUUUUCUUUUAUAAAUUGAAGACCUCUAUGUACUAUUUUAAAAACCUCUUUAGUUUACAGAA